GAGGGGGCAGCGCGGCCGCUCGCUCUGCCCCGGCGCCCGCCUGCCUUCCCUCCUCUCGCCGCCUCGCCGCAGCCCGGGCUCCGCCGAGUUAAAGCGCGGAUCAGGUUCCUUGCCUGCAGUAUAAAAAUCUCGGCCGGAAAGCUCCGGCGGGAGAGAGAGCAGAGCCGGGCGUGAGGAGCGCAGGGACGCGCGGCGGCACAGGCAGUCGCUGCUCACCGGGGACGGUCGCGGCUCGCCCCUUUCAGCUGCGGGAGAGGAGCUCUUUGCCGCCCCAAAAUGCAACAGCAACAACAACGUCGAAUGUUCACAGCUGCCCUCCUGGCACUCUUUUUCCUUCUGGCAGCUGUGAGUACCACUGAGGCUGGCAAGAAAGAGAAACCAGAGAAAAAGGCGAAGAAGUCUGACUGUGGGGAGUGGCAGUGGAGUGUCUGCGUGCCCACCAGCGGUGACUGUGGCCUGGGGACACGUGAGGGCACCCGCACUGGAGCUGAGUGCAAACAAACCACCAAGACCCAGAAGUGUAAGAUUCCCUGCAACUGGAAGAAGCAAUUUGGAGCGGAAUGCAAAUACCAGUUCCAGGCCUGGGGAGAAUGUGACUUGAACACGGCCUUGAAGACUCGGACUGGGAACCUAAAGAGAGCCCUUCAUAAUGCUGACUGCCAGAAGACUGUCACAAUCUCAAAGCCCUGUGGGAAGCUUACCAAACCCAAACCUCAAGAAUCCAAGAAGAAGAAAAAGGAAGGCAAGAAACAAGAGAAGAUGCUGGAUUAAUGGAGUCAGCUUGGGCAAUGUGAGAAAGGGACAUCAGCAAACAUGAUCAGUUAACAGUUUCAUUUAUACCUAGGCAUUUUAUCCUAAAAUUAUUUAUAGCUUAAUGGUACCAUAGAAGGAAAAAGCAAACACAGAAAAAAAAUUCUUUUUUUUAUUACUUUAGUAUUUUUAAUGUAUAAUCCUAACAACAAUUUUUAGAGGCCUAUAAUAAAGGACUCCAAACUCAUUUAGAAAAUUAUGUCUAUUGUAUAUUGAACAAUGUAGAGGUUUUUAAUUUUUUUUUUAAUCAAGUCUUGCCAUAGGUCUCAAUUUGGUAAUUAGUCCAUGCAAGCAGAACCUGAGCCUGUGUGGGGCUCUGCUGAAGCCAGUGGUACCCUGUGUGAACAUAGCACUCUGGCUGGAUGCAUUUAUAUUUCAUAUUGGGACCUUAUAUCUGAAAAAUUGAGGCCUGUUUCUUAAUAUCUGAUUACAUCUGCAUAACUGUAUGAAACUGUUUGUUUAAGGAAAGGAUGGGGGCAUUUUGUUGAGUAUUUACAAGUAUGAGAUUUUCUUGGAUGUGUGCUUUAUGUUCAUUCCAAAAUGUCACCAUCUACAGGUAAAAACCAGUAACACUCCUUUCCUUAUCCAUAUUUUGAAUGUUGGCAGUAAAUCUAAAAUCUUUCAACUGGACGUAAGAGUCCUAUUUUUUCAUGAUUUUCUAGCAACAAUUUUUCAAAGUGGAAUGAUGACAAAACUUUCCACUUUUCAGCCUAUUAGUGAUGGUAGUGUCCUCCAUUUCACCUAUCAAAGCUGAAAAAUGCUGUAAUUUACUUGCUCAUUUUGACAGAAGGGGGAAAAUAAUUUUCAUAAAAGAUCUAGUUGAAAUUAUUGUGAUUCUGCCUAACCCAUCUCUCUUUUGUAUCAGUGGCAAUAUUCCUGUUGAUUUUAAAUAUAGCUGGUUAAAAAAUAGUAUAUCUGGUGGGAAAUAAAAGAAGAAAUCUGUUUGGAAACCACCAGAGGUAGUUCAUAUUUUUGACCAAAAAAGAGACAAUUUGUGGGACCUGAAGCCAAUAGGAAUUAAAUAAUUUCUGGUUUAUCUUUUAGUAAAACAGAAGGGAAAUACAAAACCAGUAUAUUUUGCUUUCUUCCAUUUUUAUAUAAGCAAAAUACCUUGGGAAAAGCUCAGUCAACAUAAAAUUAGUUGUGAUUUUUUUUUUUUAAAUGUACCUUGCAGGGGAAAAAAAAGAGAAAAAUUACAACCAGCUGUUUUUCAGUUUGUUCAGUUUUACCUAAUUUAAAUGAUUCUGAAUCCUGAGGGAAGUCACAAAGUAGAAAAAAGAUCUGACAAAUGGCUGGUCUGUCUCAAAGUAAAGGGCUGUUUAACAAACUGACAACAAGCAGACCAAAAUUUCUAGAGGAAAUAUAAGGGAUUUCAGUACCCAAAUUAAGUUAAAAUUCAUUGCUUCGGAAUUCUAAAUCCUAAAAUUCAACAGCAAGAAAUAACUUUGCUGUUUGUGGAGGCUGCAGGCUUGCCUGCUGGUCAAGAGGAAUAGUCUUCCCUGUACUCCUGCAUGAUACCCACUGACUUCAGUGAAGCUGCAGCAGGCCGUGUUCAUCUGAGUAAAUCACAUUUCUCUCUUGGGAUUAGCUUCUAGACAAGCAGAGAGUAUUUUUUUUUUUUUUUUUUUCAUACUAACAUCACUCCCCUUUUCUAUGUGAAAAAAAUUGUAACAAUUGUAGAGCUUGCCCUCUUUUUUCUCACAUGGAGGGUACAGCUGAUCUGGACUCACGGUGAGGCAAGUGCUUCUGUUCCCAAACACUCCUGAAGCCUCCUAGCCAAGGCUGCACAUAGCUUAAGGUAGACUAGCCUCACAAUUAUUUCCCAGAUUCCUUGGGUAUGUUUUGCAGUCUGUGUUGAUGUCCUUGUUAUUUUGACCAUGCCGUUAGACAUACCUGAGCCUGUGGUAUAGUUAAAAAUGUCCCCCACACGUGGUGGAGGUGCAAUGACCAAAUGUAAAAUCAUAAAGGCUCAUAUUUAGGUGGUUCUGGGUGCUAUUUGGUUUAUUUAUGGUCUAAUCAGGUCUACCUGUGCUUGUGCCUCAGACUUAAAUUAAUGGUUUGGUAGGUCUGGUUGAAAGCAAAGGGAGAAGGAAACUUUUUUCUCUCACCAAAGGUUUGUCUGUCUACAUGCUGCAUCAGUUCACUUGAAGUGGCUCAACUUUGAGUGCCAACACUGUUGCACCAUUGUCUCACACUGGUUAAUCUAGUCCAUGUUUCAUAGGGAGCUGUCAGGAACUGGGAAUGAUGUUAAGACCAACACUUUGAUUGUCCUUUAGCAAAUCUUAGAUGUGACUUCUUAUUUCCACCUCCGUGAGUAUAAAUAAAAUUAAUUCCCCUGUGUUUCUUCUGAUGCUUGAUGGUCCUUUCAUUUAGCUGCCCAUCUGGCUCAUUUGAGAAACAUUCCUAAUAGAUUUUGAAGGAAGCCAGCCAUGUUCCUGUGGUGGCAUAGGGCCAUCACGGGGAGGGGUUAUAGAAAACAAGGAAACAAAACAAAAGAUAUCAUGUUAGGACCAGAAGAAAAUUCAGCAAAGGGUGUGAAAUAGGAGAACAUUUCUUAUGUACGACUCAUCCACAUAUGUUUGGAUCUAUAUUGGCAUCUUAUUGUUGACAACAAUUGAAAUAAUAGUUUAUAAACCUAAAAUGAAGAAAAUUUCCAAUAAGCCAGAAGAAAAUAUUCAGAGAAAAGUCUACCUAUGCAGAAGGUGAUAAAGUAAUUUAUGGCAGAACACAGAGGAAGAUUGAAUAAGUCAGGUCAGCUCUAAAAGGAGGCUUGCAGUACUUAAAUGGACCCCUUGUUUCACUAGUGACAUUAUCAAGAAAGCAAAAGGCAAGAUUCUGAGUGAAACCUCUUCCCACCCAUCUUGAUCAGUUUCUAUUUCAGUCAUUCUGAAGCUUCUCCCUAUUUGCUUUCUAAUCUUCUACCCUCCCUGCUUUGGGAGAGCAAGCUGGUCUGACAGUGCUGUGGGAGCAGCUACUUCAGAUGAAAUACAUGUUUACCCUCUUGGUGCUAUCCUAUUACAGUGAAAAAAUGACUUAGUAUAGAUGUGUUGCUUACCUAGUUGAAUGGACAGAAAUUUCCUUCAUGAAUGUCCCUCUUGAGGAGUGGUUUACAUCUUCAUUUGCUACAGCUGUAAUGGAGUAUGGGGAGGUGAUAAAAAUCCCCCAAAUGACAGCCUUUUUCUGAGCGCUUAAAUAUAUUAUAAAAGAGAUGGGUGAGUUGCUGAACAUCAGCUUUGCAUGAAUCUGCAUCCAGAUUCUGCACUCCAGUGAGUUUAAACCUGAAUGUAUUUGUGUGUAUUUGGGUAUAUCUCCCUUCUCUUUCUCUAAGCUGAGACAAUGCUGCUUUCAGUUAAGCCUGUCUAUAUCUUGAUUUAAAACAGUAUUUGAGGACUGGGACAUUUUCUGUCUUAGAUAUGUCUUCUGACAGAAAUUCCCAUAGUGAAUGAGAGUCAUUGCUUGUCAUCCUGGCCUAUUUAACAGUCUGUUAAAUGCAGCAAAACUUCUGGGCAAGGCUCCAGAAAGGGAAAAUGUUUGUUGUACAUGCAGGUAGAAACUAAAUUGUAAUUUACUGAUUUUCAUCUUCUAAUUCCAUAAUGACAUUCUGGGCUGAAUUGCUUUUCAAAGGAGAAAAGUUAGAAGAAAUGAAAGAAUAACAGUUAUAAAAUGUAUAAGCAGGCCACUUUGGAGAGUUGGUGAAGAAGAGACAGGAAGUCAGGAGCAUUUUAUACAAAUUUAUAUUGCCUGUUCCUUACAUGCAGAAGACAGAACUACUGGUUGACACAUGUUUUUAUGCUUUCCUGGAUUUGUGCCUUAAUUAAAAUGAAUCAGAUGUAAAGUGUUACAGAGAAGUAAAGUCCCACUUCAGCCUCAAAAGAAAGAGUUCAAGUGGAGACAAACUCAAAAGGAGAAAACAGUGUACAGGCUAAUGUCAAUGUUGAGGGUGGGACAACAACCUAAUUUUCCCUCAAGUCUAGGAACUGCAGCAACAUUAACAACGUAAACUCACCACUUUUCUAAAGCAGUAUAUUGGUGAGAUGGAAACCAUUUUGAUAUCCCACAGCAGUGGGAUUUUAUGUCUCUGCAUGGAAAAUGUUUCCCAUUUGGGAGACAUUUCAUGUAUCUCAAAUCCUACUAAGGGGAAACUAUGUAAAUGAGGGUAGGUGUCUUGUAUUCAGUCCAUUUUAAUUCUCUAGGACAGCACUUCUCUGAAGUUGAGACUGAGUUCUCUCCUUUGUAGAGACAGAUUAUACCUGUUGCCUGCCUUCCCACACUUAUCCAUAAUUUUGAUGGCAUUUAUUCUGCCAAUUCUGCUAAGGCAUUCUACUUCUCAGUUAAUCUUCUGUGGAUGUUGCUGAUCUUUCCUCAUCCUUGAGACUAUAUUUUCCAUUUCUUCCUGGAUUGUUGCAAAACACACCCAGGAAGCCCAUGCCACAAAUUUCCUUCACCUGUGUCCUUUUGAAAUUAAGACACAGUAGCAAUUUUUUAAUCACUGUAUGCCAGUGAACAAGGAAGUAUGAUAAUGAGCAGAGAGAGUCCCUGGAUUUACUGGGAAGAUAGAUUGCUGGUAAAACUUUCCUCAUAACUUGACCUUGUCGUGGCUUCUCAGGGGACAGAAAUGAUUAAAAGAUCAUCUCAAAAAUUGAUGCAGGAGUGUCUGUCUUCAAACAAAAAAACCCACAGAAAACCACCUUAACUAGAUAAAUAGCGGCAAGCAGUUGUAUCCUUUUCCACUGUCCUCUUUUAUCAUCAAAUUAUUGUGGUGCAUAGAGUUUCAGGGAUGGUGAAAGACUUGCCUGAGCAGCUGUAGAACAUGCAGAGAGCCUCUUCCACCCAUGGGUGUUUGCAUUUGGAGAAGAUGUAGGUAGUGUCAUUCAUAGCAGCAUCAAACUUUGCUUUUGGACCAAAACUAAACAAUGCUGAAAUCGAGUCGUUUUCCUAAUGGCUCCUUUCUGCCACACUUCACAAAUGGCUGUCUGUCUUGUGGCCUCAGCACUCUGAACUGAGCAUGAGAAUUCAACUAUAUUCAACUAUUAUUAUCUCAUUAAGUAUCUUGUAGUCUUUAAACCACUUGGCUUUGAGUGAGUUGUAUAGGUAAAAGAUGUACCUACAGAUUUGACUCCUUUCUUGAAAAAACUGUGAUAACCAAAAAAAGAAAAAACAAAACAAAACAAAACAAA
Messenger RNA from Lonchura striata (white-rumped munia), 5987 nucleotides. RefSeq names its product pleiotrophin (gene PTN). The record is from RefSeq and is a predicted model, not a curated record. Gene Ontology annotation, cellular component: extracellular region. Gene Ontology annotation, molecular function: growth factor activity. NCBI's taxonomy places the organism in Eukaryota, Metazoa, Chordata, Aves, Passeriformes, Estrildidae.